AGCCCUAGGACCAUGCCUCAGGACUACCUGGCCUGAUGACUCCUUGUUGCGCCCUAGUCCGCCUGGCUGUGCUGCUGCUCCUGUUUCAACUGUUCUGCCUGUGCCUAAGGAACCCUGAACUGUUCAUCGGACAUGCUACAUGUCCCAGACCUGCUGUUUUCAUCUCUCUAGAGACAGCAGGAGCGGUCCAGCUCCCAUUCCAUCUCCAGCAGUCCCAGUGUUGUCCAUGUCUCUACCCAGGCUGCUGUGUAGUCUACUGGUGGGGUCUCCCUACCUGCUGGUGACCAUCAUACUGAUGGUGAAAGGCUGCAGGAGCAGGACUCCGGGGGAAACCAGGAUACCCAGGAAUACCCACCAAGACCAAUUAGGUGAUUGUGUUGAAGAAAAGAGAGGCUGAGAUCACCUGAUCACCAUAACAACCAUCAGAAUGGAACUCAUGGAAUUCUAAUGUAGAACUGUGAGUCACAAUGCUGUAUGUUGUUACAUUGUAGCUCCACCUGCUGGAACAAUAGUGGCAUUUGAUCAAAUGUGAUCUAUUAACUGAUACAUGUAUUAUUCUGAUUGGAAUGUGUUUUAAUAUCAUGUGUGUUGUAUUAUUCAUUCAGCAGCUGUCCUUUAACAUCAGUCAUAUACUGGUCAUAUACUGUAUAGCAUUAUGGUUGAUACAUUGUAAAUGCCUUCACUUUUCAUGUCUAUACAGAUCAACUGAUAGGUGUUGUGGUUCAGGCAUUAUUGUUACAGGUUCAGUAUAAUGUUAUACCGUUACGUUUUACAGAGUUAGAAAACAUACAGGAGAGGAGAAUUCAAUUAUUACAAUUAUUUACUUUAUUUUCCCAUUUUGGUCUCUAGAAUAGUGCAGCAUAAUUUUAUUUAAUUUAAACAUGAAACUAAUGUAGGCCUUUUGAUUUAUUGUGGUUGUUUUGUGCAAAAUCAUUAUUUUUCAAUUAAUCAUCGAGGAAAGAUAUUGCUUUUGUCUUUGUAGCAUAUAGAAAUAAAUAAAUGAUUUUCCUCAA
Oncorhynchus mykiss (rainbow trout) is the source of this 1013-nucleotide messenger RNA. Lineage: Eukaryota; Metazoa; Chordata; Actinopteri; Salmoniformes; Salmonidae. The record is from RefSeq and is a predicted model, not a curated record.